CCUCGUUGCACCCGACGCGACGCGCCGAUAUUACUCGCUGCGCCGAUAUCGAGCCCGCGAGGUCGCGCGCAGACACGCGGAAUUUCGAGCGCUCUCGCUGUCUCGCCGCACUUUUCGAAUUCAACUGCGCGGCCGCGACUGAUAAGAAUCCUGCGCGUGCGCGCGCGCGCGUGUAUGUGCCUGUGAGAAUGUGCGGUCGAAAGUUCGAAUGAAAUCGAGACGAGCGCAUCCGCGAGAAGAUCGACGGUCCAGCUUGCGAAUUCUCCCCCGCGCGUUUCCCGCGUUUCCCACCGUUUUGUUUAUUUCUCGAAUCGUAACGCGCGCCACGAUGGGACGGAAAAGCGCCUUUCAGACAGCCGCCUGCAAUACGGUGCUUCUCCUGUGCUGCUUGCUGAGCUUCAGCCGGGCGGAGCUCCCUGAGGAGAGAUACUCCUCCCCGCCGUUCAGGAACUCGAGGCAUUCGUAUCCGUGCGCACCUGUCGACGCGGCGCCGUUGGACGCGUUCGGCUCAGCCAUCGCGUGCGCUCUGAAGAUCAUGUCGAUGAAGAGCGACGAUGGCGAGUCCAUGUUAGCGGGCCACGUGCCGGCACCCACGUACGUUAAGGUGUCGGCGCCGUUGCUGUACAAGCCGUUGCCGAGGACGUCGUCCUUGGUAUACAUCGCGCCGCCCAUCGUCAAAUCCGCGUCAGCCAUCGUCGCUACGGAACCGAAAACGAUGGAUAAGGACGCUCAAUACAUGGCGUACCCCAAAUAUUCCUUCAACUACGGGGUGAUCGACGGAUAUACCGGCGACUCGAAAUCGGCAUGGGAGGAACGAGACGGCGACACCGUGAAGGGAGAAUAUUCGGUGGUCGAAGCGGACGGGACCAUUCGCACAGUUUCUUACACGGCGGACGAUCACAACGGCUUCAACGCGGUCGUAACCAGAAGCGAACCCCCGAAGAACGCGCAGUCCUUAGCCGAGGUGAAGACAUUCGUGCCCGGUGCCAUAUUUCCAAACGACAGGCAUAAAAAAUAGCAGUAGCUCUUAAAAAAAUACUUUACAUCCACGCAAGAUACUACGUAGUUUUCUGGAUACAUCAACUCGGUGAGCGCAAAGGAUCCUCGACAGGACGUUAUUUGAACGACGGACGUUGUAUGAUAUAAUAAUGUUAUUAGAAGUGUGAUUUAGUUUUGAGGGUUUCGCAAGAAAUUUCGAAGAUGUUCCAAUCACAAUUAUUGUUUCUCAAUGCUUUGAUAUUAAUCCAUCAUAUUUAAUCAUUUACUAACAAUAAACGCGGUAAAAAUCGUGUUAAAGCCAUCUUAAAAAUGGAGCUUCCCAAAGAGUCUUUUCGACAUGUGUUGCUUUUGUUUUUAAAUUAGAAGAAACGGCGGCUGAAGAUAAUAGAAUUUUGAUAGAAACUUAGCUAAAUUAGCAAAUGUUAUAGGAAACGAAGGAAAAUAUUUUAAUUAAGGUAUUUGUUCAUUAUAUCUCAUUUAAGUAAAUCGGUUUUUGAGAAAAAAACCCUCAAGAUUAAACGAUACUCCUAAUAUAUCUCAUUACAUUAUUAUAUUAUAUUAUUGUACAAUAUUUGAAAAGAUCACGAAUAUGUUGGAAAGAUAUUGUUCGAAUAUACAUAAGAUUACAAACUUCAAAGGAGCGAAGCCCUCGGUAACAGAAUUAAAAAGUCGGAGAGCGUUUGACGAGACUUCGAUGAGGAGAAAAGAUCACAUUGCCGGGCAAUGCCUUUCAAGUAUUUUCAAAAGUAUAUUUCAAGUGAGGACGUUCGGGGAAUACACGUAAAGUCAAUGUUGAUCUGAUGCUCUUUGUUCACCGGGAAUAGUUCCUCGUGCUUAGGAAAUGGAUUGCAGUCUCUCAAAAUCGUCGUAUAUCUUAGAAAGUGACGCAUUUACGUAUAUAACAUACCCACUUUAUAUUACAUCGAUAUAUUUUACGAUCGAUCAAGCAUACUUAUUCGACAUACACACGCGUGUGUAUACAUAUGUUAAGUUAUUUUAUACGUAUUAGUAUUACGUUUGAAAAAAUAUCCAAGU
Messenger RNA from Harpegnathos saltator (Jerdon's jumping ant), 2034 nucleotides. RefSeq lists its product as uncharacterized. The record is from RefSeq and is a predicted model, not a curated record. NCBI's taxonomy places the organism in Eukaryota, Metazoa, Arthropoda, Insecta, Hymenoptera, Formicidae. The coding region runs from base 209 to 1018 and encodes 269 amino acids. The transcript has 4 exons. Gene Ontology annotation, cellular component: extracellular matrix.